Myotis myotis is the source of this 417-nucleotide messenger RNA. RefSeq names its product chromosome unknown C1orf100 homolog (gene SPMIP3). The transcript has 4 exons. Lineage: Eukaryota; Metazoa; Chordata; Mammalia; Chiroptera; Vespertilionidae. The record is from RefSeq and is a predicted model, not a curated record. Bases 1 to 417 code for a protein of 138 amino acids.
AUGACCGCUGUCCGGCUACGACAAUUUGUUGACCGCCACCCAGUGAUCCCACCCAGCCCAUUCAUUGCUCAUCAAGGCAAGGACCUCCUCGGCUACCUCCCUGGGCAGCUGGCACGAAUCCAUGUUGAUUCCAGUGUAAGGAGCUCUCCCAGAUCUCUCAUAGACUUGGCCAUGCCACCAGAGGAGAAACGUCAAUGCCAGCCUCAGCUAGACCAACAAACUCUCAUCCGAUAUAUUUGUUUUCAAAGACACUCCAAGCCUGACGAAGCAUGGUACAAAGAAACCACGUACCAAAAACACUAUUCGCUGCCAUUUUACGUGCUUGAUUGGGACCAGAAAUUAGGCACAAUUUCCUCGAAUCCUCGACCAAUCAAUUCACUACCGGAGUUCUGCUGUUGUGAAGAGAGGUGGUGCUGA